AUGACUGAUACAACUAAUAAAGACUUAGAAGAUAAAGAAACCAAGGAUAUUAAUAAUUUGGAAGAGGACACUUCUCCAGUGACAACUGGAUCUGAAGAUGUCAUACCAAAUGCCAUUGUCAUUAAAAAUAUCCCAUUUGCUAUCAAAAGAGAACAGUUAUUGGAUAUAAUUGAAGACAUGGGACUGCCUUUACCGUACGCCUUUAACUACCAUUUCGAUAAUGGUAUCUUUAGAGGUUUGGCAUUUGCAAACUUCACUACACCUGAAGAUACUUUAAAAGUGAUCCAAGGGUUAAAUGGUAAAGACAUCAAUGGUAGAAAAUUAAAAGUUGAAUAUAAAAAAUUGUUGCCACAACAUGAAAGAGAAAGAAUAGAAAGGGAGAAAAGGGAGAAAAGAGGGCAGCUGGAAGAACAGCAUAAAAACAUGUCCAAUUUGUCUUUACAAUCUCUGAAUAGAGUGAUCUCAACUCCUAACUCAAAUACACUUCUAACAAACAGCAACAACAAUACCAGUAAUAAUAUGAAUAUUGCACAACCCAUCGUAAAUUCAACUUCAACGUUUGCCAAUCUCACUAACCCCCAAUUAUCUAAUCAUUUCAUGGGAGGCCCAAUCCAAAAUAAUAUCCUUCAACAAUCACAGCAACAACAACAACAACCAUUGUUGGUGGCACAGCAUACUGCAAAUUCAUUGUAUAGUAACUCUAAUAGUAUUAAUCCAUCAACUGAGAGAUAUUAUGCACCACUGCCAUCUUCAAGCAACGUUCCCAUUCCUCCUCAACAAUUGGAUUUUAAUGACCCGGAUACUUUAGAGAUCUAUUCUCAGUUAUUAUUAUUUAAAGAUAGAGAGAAAGCCUAUUAUGAAUUGGCAUAUCCUGCAGGGCUAUCAGCAAACCAUAAACGUAUCAUUAAUGUAUUAUGUUCGUUUUUAAAUUUGAUGGAAGUCUAUGAUUCAAGGUUUGUCAUUAUUAGAAGAAAAAAUAUCCCACUUAAUAACGGUACUUGUCAAAGUAAUGUCUUGGAUCAAAUUAAUUUGCAGAAGCAUCUACAACAAGUUCAACCUAAUUACGUUAACCAAAAUGCGAUGCUGCAACCUACCUCUACGGGUGGUUCAUUAAAUAGAUCACAUUCUUAUACAAGUUUAUUACAAGCACAUGCUUCAUCUAUGAGUAUAAGUUUGAAUAAUGGUAGCAACAACAACAACAGCAACAGCAACAAUAGUAUUUCAGGUGGAAAUAACAAUAUUCUAAAUACUCCAAAAAUACCACAAACUGCACAAUUAUUAGCUCAGCAACCCUCUGGUAGCAUCUCUAAUACCAACACCAGUGGUAAUAAUAUUUUGAAUUCUAUUUAUAACAAUAGUAACAAUAGCUCUAACAAUCUUAAUGUGCCAUCUACUAAUUCAACAUCUCCAGAACCACUUCAACAUCCACAACCAAUCUUGUCCCAACAAAUUCAACCUACACAACAACAAACUUUCAUCAGACAGCAAACCACUUUGACUCCAUCAUCAAGAGUUCCAUCUGGUUAUUCAAAUCACCAUCAAAACAUUAAUGCUUCAAAUCCCCUAUUAAGAAAUGCUGCACUUUCACCUACUGCUAAUGUUGUUACCAGUAACACAAAUUCGCCUGUAGUCAACUCUAUUACUACUUCAGUUGGAUCCACACUGGCAAAUAUUAAUAACAAUGGCUCAAACAAUAUUGCAAAUGGUAACAGAUUAACUUCCUCGUUGUAUAAUAAUUCUAGUAGCACAAAUUUGUUGCUUAAUGAUUCAAUUAACAAACCAUUAGUCCCACAAAAUACCAAUGGUUCUAUUCACUCGAAUUUCUCAAUUCAAUCGUAUCAAGAUGACACACUUUUUGGUAACAUCAAUGGUAAUGGAAACAUCCAAUCAUCAAACAAUAGAGAUAAUACAAAUACUAAUAUGGCUAAUACUGCUAAUAAUGCAGAUAUCUUGUACAAAACAUUAAGUCAAUCCGGAGCUUUAGACAACACUGAUUUAGAUAAUCAUUUAGCUAGAUCUUUGAGUGGGUUAGAUAUCCAAGAUUCUAAAAAGAAUAAUAUUUGGUGA
This is a messenger RNA of Arxiozyma heterogenica, 2067 nucleotides long. It is a transcript of the gene PIN4, whose product is annotated as Pin4p. NCBI's taxonomy places the organism in Eukaryota, Fungi, Ascomycota, Saccharomycetes, Saccharomycetales, Saccharomycetaceae. Gene Ontology annotation, molecular function: mRNA binding. The record is from RefSeq and is a predicted model, not a curated record. The coding region runs from base 1 to 2067 and encodes 688 amino acids. The transcript has a single exon. Gene Ontology annotation, cellular component: cytoplasm; nucleus; ribonucleoprotein complex.